Messenger RNA from Culicoides brevitarsis, 1964 nucleotides. RefSeq names its product E3 ubiquitin-protein ligase RNF34. Gene Ontology annotation, molecular function: ubiquitin protein ligase activity. The record is from RefSeq and is a predicted model, not a curated record. Gene Ontology annotation, biological process: proteasome-mediated ubiquitin-dependent protein catabolic process; negative regulation of extrinsic apoptotic signaling pathway via death domain receptors; protein K48-linked ubiquitination. Gene Ontology annotation, cellular component: plasma membrane; cytoplasm. Bases 96 to 1631 code for a protein of 511 amino acids. The transcript is spliced from 2 exons. Lineage: Eukaryota; Metazoa; Arthropoda; Insecta; Diptera; Ceratopogonidae.
AUCACUCAUCGUCGAAGAAAAAGUCCAAAUUGAUCGCAAUAAUCGCACAAUCUUCUUUCAUCGCCAUCUCGUGAGCCUCGUGAUGUGCUGCAACGAUGCCGUGCGUAAAUUGUUCCAAGGAAUUCACGCUGUUUCGUAGGAAAAAACCGUGCUGCGAGUGCUGUCGAAACUUUUGUAUCAAUUGCCUUGUGAAGAAAAGCGAGAAAAGUCUGUGCGAAAAGUGCGUCGUGUUGACGGCUCGUCCCAUCUCGCGCAUCGACUUGCAAAAAUUGAAGCCCAAAGACCUCAUCUACUACCUGCAGUCCAAACAAAUUUCCACAGCGGGCGUAAUUGAAAAAGAAGAACUCAUCAGUUUAGUGGUUGCGCACGCAAAUAACGCGAAUGGAAGUCCCCCGAAUCGCAACGGGAGCGCCAGAAGUCCCGAAAGUAACCCGUUCGAUCAACUCCGACAAACUUGCACGACACUUUUCACCAAUUUAACGGACAAAAUUACGGCGGAUUUGACAAAAACGGCUUUUCCGUAUGGAUAUGCUCAGCCUGCGCCGCCGCCGCCGUCUCAAUCUACCUCCAAUAACGCAAGAAAUCCGCAAAUUUCGCCACAAUCACAACAACAACAACCUCCAAGGACAUUUCCGACGCCAUCUGCGCCGCCUCCUGAAAUCCCAAAGCCAAGUACGAGCAACGCGGACCUUCCCACAGACGACACUUCAUCCUCGUUCGAAGAAAUUGGCGCCGUUGGGGGUCAAAGCCCGGAUGAUUGGCAAUUUGUCGUGACGCACGAACGUCAGCAGAAGGAAAAACUGACAAAAAUCAAACAUUCCAUCGACCAAAUUGACAAAUUACUCGGCGAAAAGCGCAAAACCCCGCAAAAACGGAUCAAUCGACGUCGUUCGGACAGCGAUAUGCGCUCCGUAGUCGACGACAUUCGCGAUUGCCUGUUUGACGAGGAGAUAAAACGCGUUCGCAAGUCCUGCGACAAGUGCAACGAAGCCAGCGAAGCGAUUCGCCAACGAAUUUCCGAGUUUCGGCAACAACUUGACCUGCCGAGCGUCACGGAAGACCAAAAUCGCGAGAUUUUCGAUGAUUUUUUGCGAUUUUUGGAGCAAAGUAGCAAAGUUUCCAUCCCGCAUACGCCCGAGGAGCAGGAAAUGUGUCAAGAAAUUCGAUCCGCGGCGGAAAUUGAGACACAAACCGAAGAUCAGCCCGUUAUUGACACCGAUCCGCAACCCUCGAGUUCGCGCGAAAUUCAUUCGCCGCUCGAACGAAUCCCCUUCGACCCCAAUCAACGUGUCGAUUUGACGGAUAUCAACUCGCUGGCGGACUUUGACUUGCUUACCGUGAAACAACUCAAGGAAAUUCUCGCGUUAAAUCGCGUCGACUUCAAAGGGUGCUGUGAAAAGAAGGAACUCAAGGAGCGCGUCAUCCGUUUGUGGACAAAUCACACGGCGCUGCCGAAACCGGAUGACCUUCCGCCGGAUGAUUUGUGCAAAAUUUGCAUGGAUGCCCCCAUCGAAUGUGUCCUUCUCGAGUGCGGGCAUCUCGUGGCGUGCGUUAAAUGUUCAAAAGUGCUCAGCGAAUGUCCCAUUUGUCGCGCUUACAUUGUUCGUAUCGUCAGAUUCUUCCGUGUUUGAACUUUUUUUUUUGUUUUUUCUCCCUUUUUUUUAUCGAGUUUGUUCACAAUCAAAAAAAUUUCUUGUUAACUGUUGACAAAAUACGCUUAUGAUGAGAAACGAAAAAUUUCCCCGCAAAAUUUCCUGUUUAGUUGAUUUUUUUGGAGUUUCUAUAGAUAGUUUUUAAAAAUGGAUGAAAAUUCACGUACUUUGUAAUUAGUGGAAAAAGUGAAAUAUAUUCUUAGGGUUACUUUCAAUACUUGAAGAAAAGUAAAAUAAAAUGUAUUAUAAUUAAAAAGUCAUGUAAAUCGUAAUUUAAUGAAUAUAAUAAAAGUGAUUAAUUAAUUAAUUAUU